Hydatigera taeniaeformis is the source of this 2799-nucleotide messenger RNA. NCBI's taxonomy places the organism in Eukaryota, Metazoa, Platyhelminthes, Cestoda, Cyclophyllidea, Taeniidae. The record is from the annotation of a GenBank genome assembly.
AUGACCUCUUCAAGUGUUCUUGCUCUCCUACUCCUUCUUCUUGUCCCUCCUCAUAUCACUGAAGGUCAGGGUCCCAAUCUCUACGCUUCUCCAGACACCUAUGGACCUGUCGGUCAACGACGGUGUUUUCGACCGACACGGAUAGAAAUCCCGGAGUGCAAAAACCUCUUCUACAACUUUACCGCCUUUCCCAACCUGGUGGGCCAGGAAAGUCAGCUGGAUGCGCGCCAUCAGUUACAAACUUUUAAGCCACUAAUCACCUACAAGUGUUCAAAUCACUUGGCCUUCUUUCUCUGUUCUGUCUAUGCACCGAUGUGUGACGUGAACACUAACCAUUUGAUUGGACCCUGUAGGCCGCUUUGUGAAAGAGUUCGAAAACGGUGUUCUCCAGUGUUGAAAAUCUUCAAUUUUGACUGGCCAGCAAAUCUGAACUGUUCUCGAUUUCCAGAAAAGAACACUGUUGGGGGAGUGAUGUGUAUGAAAGGUCCAGAUAUCCCAGAGGACUUCGAAGAACCAUCUUCCGGUAGAACUGAAGAGUUGGAUGCUGGGAAAGGUGGAAGAGUUUCACUUGAAGUUAUUGAUGAAGCUAAGCAAUCCUCCAUGGGACAGGAAGCAUCCGGGAAAAGAGUUGAACAAUCAACAGAAGGUUUACUUCGUCAGCUUGAAGAACUUCCAGACAGUAUGGGCGCUGUUGGAGGUGGAGGGGGAGGGGGAGGAGGAAGCAAUGGAAUUACCAGGUUGGGUUCUCAUCUUCAAACUUGGUUGGCUCGUCUUCAUGAAAGUCCACUCCCAAUUGAAAUUGAGAAUGAGGAGACUCCAAUUGCUCUCCUCCUUUCUUCUCUACGAUACUGCUCACAUUUAUCGAAACCUACCUCCUACGUGUUUAUCAAUCGGACCGGAAGAUGCGCUCCGCACUGCACUGCAGACAUACUCUUCUCUCCUAGUGCAAAGACUUUAUCAACAGUAUGGACAAGUGUGAUUUCUGGCCUCUGUUUAAUUGCAACUACUGGAACCCUUCUGAGUUUUGCAAUUCAACCUUCCCUAUUCCAUAUUUUGGAGCGUCCAGUCAUUUACAUCGCUGGAUGUCAGUUGGCCUACGCUCUAGGUUUUGCAUUGCGGCUCAAAUUAGGUCGCAAAGCUGUGACGUGUGGCAAAGAUCCGGCUUCAGGAUUUGCGAUUCGUCUACAGGAGGGUCUCGAUAAUUCGAAUUGCGCUCUAGUCUUCCUUAUCCAAUACUACUUUUUCACAGCUGGAACACUUUGGUGGGCCAUGAUGGUGAUUGGUUGGGCAUCAAGGUCAACUCUCCAUCGGCGAUUGGUUUGUGGCAGGAGGGAUGAGGGAGCCCUCUUAAAGGGCGGAUGCUGCGGUUGGCAUCGAGAAGGACUCACCAGACAUGGGGCCCCCAUGGGAGAGGUGGAAAACUUCACUGAUAAGCAACAACGGUUUGGGUCAACCCUACGAUUCGCCCAUUUAAAUAGACGGGGAGUCAACAGCACCAGCGCCGAUAAUAAUUGUCUGGCAAAGGAACAUGUCAUCGCGUGGUUGGCUCCUGGUCUUUUGACAGUUGGCGUCCUCGUCAGCCGCCAGGUUGAUGCAGAUGAACUGUUGGGCAUCUGCAGCGUGGGACGCCAGAAUACAAAAGCCAUGUUGAUAUUUGUGCUAAUUCCACAAAUCCUCUUCAUCAGUGUCGGUGUUCUCGCUUUUGUAUGGUGCAUUAUUCAACUCUUCCAAAUUAGACGCUCCUUCAAGCAACGCCACUUAGCUCCCAGUGCAACACUCACCAAUCUGGACACACAGUCACGCUACCUUGUCUACCACUCAGAUCAACAGUCUGAGUUUGACAACACAGUUGUGGACAGCCGAGAACCUGGAAUGGCAGGGCGUGCCAGGCCGUCUCCUUGCUAUUGCUGCUGUCACAAUCUACGAUGGGAUAGUCUUAGCACCAGGUUGGGGUUCUUCAGCCUACUCUACAUCAUUCCAGCCGUUACUGUUCUCGCUUGCGAUUUUUACGAAUACCUCAAUCGAGAUAAAUGGUUGGCUGGAGAUCCUAUGAGCGCAAUUUCCCGAAUCAUCAAGGCCGCAAGUUCAACAUCCUCGGAUUUGGAAGACGGACAGGAGAUCACACCUGAGCUGUUCCUCCUCCGAACAUUUAUGUCACUGGUUACCGGAUUUGCCACUUGCUUGUGGAUGUUAUCUGUGAAGGGGAUUGAACCGUGGCGUCAUUUGGGUCGUCAAUUGGAAAGCCGAUGUGCCGGACGAUGCUGCUUUGGUGGAGCUCCGGUGAAAACAUCACAAGUACAGCAGCAACAACAACAGCAACAGUCAGGUGUAUCUCCACAGCAGAGUCAUCCAGUAUCAAGUAAGAAUACCCCAAGCAAUACUUCGACAGUCCUUCAUCCAUACGCAGUGUAUCAGCAUUGCUGUUCCACGACAAAGUCGUCUGGUGAUGCUUUGGAACGCUGUCCCUACACCGUCAGGCCUCCAGCUGGACCUGGUGUUGACGCGGCCGACCAGUUCUUUGUUCAGCAAUCGGCAGGCCUUGCUCUGGCAUCACCUAAUCAAGCGUCGGGAUAUUACAGCUCGGCUACAACUACCAAUAACAGCGUUGGAUCUGGAUCCGGUGUGGGCCCACGACCACCGCCUAAUACUCCUCCGGAUACCGUGAACGGAGACUCCAAUCCGGGUUCAUCAGCUCAUGGGGUGGGAUGGUGGGAAGUGAACGCCAACCACCUUCACCGCCACCAUCAUCGAAAGCAAAAGUCGCAACCAGGUGGAUCGAGUCGACAUGCAGUCUUGUAG